Molecule: messenger RNA, 1174 nt
Organism: Limanda limanda (common dab)
Lineage: Eukaryota; Metazoa; Chordata; Actinopteri; Pleuronectiformes; Pleuronectidae
Gene: dnajc17
Product: DnaJ (Hsp40) homolog, subfamily C, member 17
Exons: 11
Coding region: 97-1041 (314 amino acids)
Biological process (GO): spliceosomal complex disassembly
Cellular component (GO): spliceosomal complex
Molecular function (GO): RNA binding
Source: RefSeq, a predicted model, not a curated record
ACCACAACAACAGUUGCAUUAGCCCCACGCUCACAGCACGUUCACACCUGUUACUCUCCUUCCUGUGUCGGUUCUGUACCUGUCCGUCCUUUAGUCAUGUCCGGGAAGGCCAAAGACCUCCUGAAGAUGGACCUGUAUGGUUUACUCGGAAUUGACAUCACCGCUACUACGAAAGAGAUCAAGAAAGCUUAUCGACAGAAAGCCCUUACAUGCCAUCCAGACAAGAACCCAGACAACCCAAAAGCAGCUGAUCUCUUCCACCAGUUGUCUCAGGCCCUCGAGGUGCUAACUGAUGCUCCUGCCAAGGCUGCCUAUGACAAGAUCUGCGCUGCCAAGAAACAAGCAGAAGAAAGAAACAACAAACUAGAUGAUAAGAGAAAGAAAAUGAAGCUUGACUUGGAGGCCAGAGAGCGAAAGGCAGAAGCUCAGACCGAGUCGGUGCAAAUCACGAGAACACUAGAAGAAGAGAUCGCCCGUUUAAGGGAGGAGGGAUCCAGACUGCUUGUGGAGGAACAGAGGCGCGUCAGAGAGCGGAUCCAGAGGGAGAAGGAAGCUCAGCAAACGGGAGAAUACCCUCAGAGAAACCCAGGAGUGCAGAGAUGUUCCAUGAGCAGUGUGACGCCCAAAUUGAAGUUGAAGUGGAAGUGCAAAAAAGACGACGAGACAAAUGGAGGCUACUCUCAAGAAGUUCUUAUGAGACUUCUACAUAAGUAUGGAGAUGUUUUGAACGUGAUUCUUUCGAGUAAGAAGAAGGGAAGCGCUCUGGUCGAGUUUGCAACAACAAGAGCAGCCGAGAUGGCUGUGAAAUAUGAAAGUGGCCUGAAUGAAAACCCCUUGAAGAUUUCGUGGCUUGAAGGACAGCCUGAGGUUAUUGUUCCAGUAUCUCAACCUGGAAACUUCAUGUCAACACAGGGCGCCCUGACAAAUGAGCGCGACUACGAGAGUGUGGUGAUGAUGAGGAUGAGGCAGGCCGCGGAGCGACAGAAACUCAUCGCACAAAUGCAAAGAGAGGAUGACGAUGACGAGGGUGUCCGGUCGUAGCACAGCACGACCCAGCCGGGGACCAGCCUGAAUUAAAUGAACUAUUUCAUGAAGCUGCUCCAUGUGUUCUGUUAUUAGUUUUUGUAUGUAUACACUGUGGUAAAAUAAAUAUGUUUUAAUUACUAAAAAGAAA